Messenger RNA from Brassica rapa (field mustard), 2835 nucleotides. Its product is annotated as GDSL esterase/lipase At2g19010. NCBI's taxonomy places the organism in Eukaryota, Viridiplantae, Streptophyta, Magnoliopsida, Brassicales, Brassicaceae. The record is from RefSeq and is a predicted model, not a curated record. Gene Ontology annotation, molecular function: hydrolase activity, acting on ester bonds.
UUUGUUGUAUUUUUCCCUUGUUUUACUCAUUACCUCAAUAUUGUUCAUAGACUCAGUUUCACAUGUAAACUUCAACUUCGGGUUUCACUUAUAUAACUAUAUAUAGAAAGACUGGUCGUAUUUUUUUCUUCAAUAAAUAUUUCUCUUUUUCAGUUCUGUGAUUUGAUGUUUCAAAAAUAUGGUUGAAGAAGUAUUAUCUAAGGUAUUUUGGGUUGUUGCUGCUACCGUGUUUGCAGCUGCAACAGUGGGUUACGCGCAACAAGUGCCAUGUUACUUCAUCUUUGGAGAUUCAGUUUUUGAUAGUGGCAACAACAAUAACUUGCAAACUAAGGCAAAAGUUAACUUUUUACCUUAUGGUAUUGACUUUGCCAAAGGCCCGACUGGCCGGUUCACCAAUGGCCGCACUAUCACAGAUUUUAUCGGUGAGCUCUUGGGUUUUAAGGAUUUCAUUCCGCCAUUCGCCAGAGCAUCACUAGAACGAGCUCACAUCGGGAUGAACUAUGCUUCUGGUGCAGGUGGACUCCGUGAAGAAACUAGUGAACAUUUGGGUGGUCGAAUAAGUCUAAGAAACCAAAUACUAAACCACAAGAAGGUGAUAAAGAAAGUGAAUGUGCCAUUACAUAGACUGGAACAAUGCCUCUAUGCAAUCAGCAUCGGAAGCAACGAUUACGUCAACAACUACUUCAUGUCAAAACCAUACAACACGAGUCGCCGUUUUAAGCCUAAUCAAUAUGCACAUUCUCUCAUCUUACUCUAUCAUACUCAUUUGAAGAGUUUGCACCACUUAGGAGCGCGGAAAGUGGCACUUUUUUCAAUCAGUAAGAUUGGUUGCACACCAAAGAUGAUUAGGUCCCAUGGUGGCGGAAAAGGUUGUGCGAGAGAGGUGAACACUGCAGUGGCAAUCUUCAAUAAGAACCUAGAGGACCUUGUACAAGAUUUCAAUAAGAACGUCCAUGGUGCUAAGUUCACCUAUGUUGAUAUCUUCUCUGGUGGAGAUCCCUUAGCUUUCAAAGUUUUAGGAUUUAAGAUUAGACACAAGGCUUGUUGUACAUUAUCUCCAGGGGAAGAACUUUGCGCACCAAACAAACCAGUUUGUGGAAACCGGAGUGAAUAUGUCUUCUGGGAUGAUAUUCAUAGCUCCGAAGCCACUAAUAUGAUGAUGGCUAGAAGCUCAUUUGAUGGAUCUCUAGGUAGUCCGUACAGCAUUGCCAGUCUUUUGAAGCAAUAAGAAUCGUAGCACUACUUUUGUAGUUGGCUAAAUGAUGUGUUACUAUAUAAAUGUAACAUUUUAGAUUAUAUUGUAACUUUCACUUUGAAAUGGUUGUAACAAUUUACAGAAAUCUUCAGCAUCUGCUGCAUUCGUCAUCUGAAUAUCAAAAUAUAGAAUGAAAAAAGAACUCAACAAAACAUCUAAGAAAACCCUUUUUAACAUCCUUAAAUAAGUUCAGACAAGUGGAUGUUCUGACAUCUUUGUAUAUAUAGAGUUAUACACUUUUCUUAAUUUUCACAACAAAUAAAAAAGAAAUGAAAAAAUAUCGAAUAUAUAUAUAAAGAUGAAGCCAUUGGCAAUAUGCCUGUCAGUGACUUGGUCAAUCUUAAAGCGGAGAGAUGAAAACCUCGAUCGGGGAAAGCCCUUGCUAUUUUUAAGUUCAAAGUUUGAUCAAAGGAUCAAAGUACAAGCAGACCAAGAAGGAAGGACUUACGAGUUGUUUAGUAAUAACCUGAAAGCGCUAACUGGUCAUAAUUGCGAUGUAGAGGAGAACAACUUCUACCAGAACAAUACCAGAGAUAGAGGAAAUGACAUUAAUAGUAAUUAGUAAGAUUGGAAAACCUGUAAAAUAUAAUCUUCUAAACUAUUAAAACUGAAAUACAUUUUGUACUUAACCCUGAUUUUUCUUAAAUAAUUACUUUGCAUGCCACUGACAUGAUUUCAGUUUUCCCCAUUGACCUACACCUAUUUUAAUUUCCAUUGACCUAGACCUAUUUUAAUUUUCAAAUAUCUCUCUCCCUUAGAGCCGAUAACCACAUGUUUUUUUUCCCAAAUUCGCAAAGACUAUAAAUCCCUGAGAUGAGUCUGUUUUGGGUUUAGAUUACUAUACUAUGUAGAUCUAGCUCGUUGAGAUGAGUUUCCGUCAAUUUCCGCCAGAUCUUUGAUUUGUAUAUAUGAGGCUUGAAUUUUAUAUAUCUAUGCGAUGAAUUUAGUGCUUGAUUUGUUAAUUUUGAUUGUAUUUUCCAGAUUUAAUAGCUGAAGAUGGCGGACUUUUUGAAUAUGUCUCUUGAUGAUAUGGUUAAGAGUAACAAGGCCGCUAAAAGUCUGGUGGUAAAGGUUUAACCUGAUAUAGAAUGUAGUCUGCUUAUGGUAAUGACUUCUGCAGUUGCUCUUAACCGCAUUAUUUGGUCUUAUGCGCCUUUAACUUGUGUGCUAACCAAUUAAGAUCGUAGCAAAAGCCUUAUUGUAGGAAGAUUUGCCUUGCUGAUACCAAUAUACAACCCAUGAACCACUUGAAUAGACAUACACCUUACUAAUAGCCACUUUUUUGCUGAUUAAUGUGGCUUCAAGAUUCUACACACCCUUUUGGCUGACUUUAUCUCUUCCACUUAACCGCAUGAAGAAGAACUUGCCAUGGCAGAAUGGUUUGUUUGAAGAGAGCAACAGAGUAACUGGAAUAGAUUUCUUGAUUGGUCUUGGGAAAUCACUAUAAGAAACUAUAUUUUGUUAAUUAGAAAAGAGGCAUUAAUAUAUUAUGUUGCCAGACAAUGUAACAAUAAACACAGCUCACUGUAGAAAGUUAUCACAAGUAAUCAACUAACAUAGCCAAAUGGCCAAUGCAUCGA